AAGGAUAAAAAAAAAAAAGAUUCCAUAAUUUCGAGGGGAAGCUCUGUUCCUAUCCCGGCGGGCGCAAGUCACUCUCCGGCGAAAAAUCAUUUUUUUUUUAGAUAAUAGGAAGCGAAUUUUCGUAUCUACAGAUUGUGUAUAAUCGAUGGCGGCAAGCGCGAAUCCGUCAGGGAACAACCAGGAAGGUUCGUCGGCGGCGGCGCAGAAGGUAUCGUCUUCAUCUGCGGCGGCGGCGACGAACGGCGGUGGUGUGAAUUCGGUAGAUAAUAAUGGUGGGACGGCGGUGGAUAAUAAUUCGUCGCAGCAGACGAUAAGCGCGUUGAGGCAUAAUCCGGGGAUCUCUACGGAUUGGACUCACGAGGAGCAAUCCUUAUUGGAAGAUUUGCUCGCAAAGUACGCGUCGGAGCCUACGAUUGUUCGGUAUGCGAAGAUUGCUAUGAAAAUGAAGGAUAAGACUGUUAGAGAUGUUGCUCUCCGUUGUAGAUGGAUGACUAAGAAGGAAAAUGGAAAGCGUAGGAAAGAAGACCAUUCCUCAAGGAAGAGCAAAGAUAAGAGAGAAAAAACUACGGAUACUUCUGCAAAGUCAUCAUCUCAUUUGAAUCUGCAUCCGAAUGGUCCUGCAUACGCUUCUCCUAUGAUGCCGUUAGAUGCUGAUGAUGGCAUUUCAUUUAAAGCUAUUGGUGGUGUGAGUGGAGAUCUUCUUGAACAAAAUGCUCAGAUGUUUAACCAGGUUUCAUCGAAUUUCUCAGCUUUCCAGAUACAUGAUAACGUCAAUAUCUUGUGCAAAGCUCGAGACAAUAUCCUCGCAAUAUUGAACGACUUGAAUGACAUGCCGGAAGUUAUGAGGCAGAUGCCAGCUCUUCCUGUGAAGUUGAACGAGGAGCUGGCGAAUUCAAUCCUCCCUCGUCCUCCACCUCCCCAUCAAAGGAAGUCGUGAUAGAGACCAUCUAUGUUUUGGUUCUGACCAAAAACUCUCUCUCUAGUCCGGGGAAUCAAUGAAGAAAAGAAUAAAUGACGGGAUGUAAAGAGUUCCACUGGUAAUGGAUAUGAUAGGAUGCAGGUUUUCUCACUAGACUCUUUUGCAGUUUCAGUGGAUGUUUUUAGCAAAAUGGUUCGUUGAUACAUGAGUAGUAGAGUUGUAUUUGUCGUUUAGGAUGAUGUGAAUAGACUGUAUAAAAUUUGGUUUCAAGCUUCUAAGGUUUGAGGGUU
Molecule: messenger RNA, 1209 nt
Organism: Raphanus sativus (radish)
Lineage: Eukaryota; Viridiplantae; Streptophyta; Magnoliopsida; Brassicales; Brassicaceae
Exons: 7
Coding region: 146-937 (263 amino acids)
Source: RefSeq, a predicted model, not a curated record